Coniophora puteana RWD-64-598 SS2 is the source of this 1451-nucleotide messenger RNA. RefSeq names its product acidic protease 1. Bases 586 to 1353 code for a protein of 255 amino acids. The record is from RefSeq and is a predicted model, not a curated record. Gene Ontology annotation, biological process: proteolysis. Gene Ontology annotation, molecular function: glutamic-type endopeptidase activity. The transcript is spliced from 4 exons. NCBI's taxonomy places the organism in Eukaryota, Fungi, Basidiomycota, Agaricomycetes, Boletales, Coniophoraceae.
GUCGGCCAUCCUCGGGAACCAUCCGCAUCUAUCCAUAUGCGUUCAUGAGCCAACCGAGACUGAGCAUACUGUGAUUCUCCGAGAUAUCGUGGUCGCCUUUGGAUGAUUAUCGGGGAAACGAACCUUAAUAUCGCUGUCAGCUUGCCGGCGGCCCACGCGUGAAGAGGAUGAACAGCUGUAACAUUGACCUGCAAGAGCAGUCCCAUGAUCUUGACUUCUCGCUUUCUCGUCGACAGCCCCGGGACAAUCUGUCUGCUGUCCUCUGAUCUCGAAGUCUUCGGGUGCUGUGGCCCUCAAUGUACCUUAUCGCUACGCUGUGGCUCCACCUCUCCAUAUGUUUUCGUUAUCUUCCUGUCUUCGUGUGCCUGAUUUCUGACAGGCCUCACGGGUCUCGAGGCAAUUCACUGCAAUUCAGCACCAGCAUCUCGGGUAAACUAUCAUCCUCUCGAGAGCUGUUAGCGUCCCUUCGACGUCUGUUCUUUAAACGUAUAAAAGGGCAAUGUCUUUCCUCCCGACUUCCUCAUCUCAACCAGCAGAACUUCGCUAUCCUUGCUAGCCAGUUUCUACAUCCAGUUUGUCAUCAUCAUGUACGCCUUCGCCCUCCUCACCAACCUCAUCCUCGCAUCUGCCGCUGUUGCCAUCCCCACAUCUGCUGAGCGUCACGCCGCCCGUGUUGCAGCUCGCAAUGCCCGCACUUCUCAACCGUUGAUGCCCCUCGACGGCGCGAUUAACGCUGCGACCAACGUCACCCACGAGGAGUUCUCUCAGAACUGGGCCGGUGCUGUCUGGAGCAAGGCUGCGGGUACUUUCAAGGCCGUGACUGGCACAUUCACCGUCCCGAAGGCAACUGGGUCUGGUUCCGCCUCUGCCAGCGCAUGGGUCGGCAUCGACGGCUCUUCUUGCAGCAAUGCCAUUCUCCAGACCGGCGUUGAUUUCAAUGCUGAUGGCUCAUACGACUCCUGGUACGAAUGGUACCCCGACGUCGCACACGACUUCAGCUUGGACAUCAGCGAGGGAGACGUUAUCACCGUCACCGUCACCGCCUCGUCGAAGACGGCCGGCACCGCCGUGAUCGAGAACACGACGACCGGUAAGAAGGUCUCGAAGGCCCUCACGUCGAGCUCCGCGCUGUGCGAGCAGGACGCGGAGUGGAUUGUCGAGGACUUCGAGGAGGGCGGCGGACUUGUGCCCUUCGCCAACUUCGGCACAGUCACUUUCAGCGAUGCGACGGCCACCACGGGCUCCGGCAGCGUGUCGCCCGACGGCGCCACGGUGAUUGAUAUCAAGCAGGGCAGCACGCAGCUUACACAGACGACGAUCAGCGGUAACAAGGUCACGGUGAAGUAUACCUAAUUUCGUCGUUAGGAAUGCGAGGCAGAGGAUAUAGUGCUAGUGUUGUCUAUUUCUCCUUCUGAUGGGAAGCCUUUUUCAUGAUAAUGAAAAUAACGUCU